CCCUGGUAGAAAAUGAGAUCUUUUAGGAUUAGAUUAGAUUUCCGUGCUGGCCCGAUUGACUCCGCCCCUUCACCCCGUGCCCGACGACUAAACAACGUCCAGCGUCCGCCUCUUAAUUUUACACCGAUUUAAACAGUGGAAGUGAAACUCAGCGAGAUCCUUUCACGAAAAUUACCCACAGUACCUCUCGUCAAUCGAUCGGUGUCACUCAUCAGGAGGACAUGGAGUCCCUGUCUAGCCUCUCUACUGUGUGCAGAUCCAGUUAUGAUGACUGCAAAAAGGCUGCUGACUGGCUGCUGUACCGGACCAAGCAGCGACCCAAAGUAGCUAUCAUUUGUGGGUCAGGCUUGGGCGGCCUGGCUGAGUUGAUAGAUGACAAAACUAUUUUCCCGUAUGAGGACAUCCCAGGUUUCCCAACUAGCACCGUCGCAGGCCAUGCUGGUCAACUGGUUUUCGGGACGCUCCAGGGCCAGGAGUGCGUCUGCAUGCAGGGCCGGUUCCACUUCUACGAAGGCUACAGCAUGGAAACUGUGACAUUCCCUGUGCGAGUCUUCUCUCUGCUGGGCGUUGAAACUCUGAUUGUGACAAAUGCAGCUGGUGGACUAAAUGCCAGCUACAGAGUGGGAGACAUCAUGGUUAUUAAGGAUCAUAUUAACCUGCCGGGUUUUUCUGGACAGAGCCCACUGGUUGGGCACAAUGAUGACAGGUUUGGAGUACGUUUCCCCUGCAUGUCAGAUGCUUACGACCGGAACCUGAGAGCUUUGGCUAUUGAGGCAGCACACGAACAGAAAUGUGGCAGCUUUCUGCAGGAAGGAGUUUACUGUAUGGUGGCUGGUCCAACAUACGAGACCAUUGCUGAGUCUAAUCUCCUGAAGAAGUUGGGGGCAGAUGCCGUUGGUAUGAGCACUGUCCCAGAAGUGGUGGUGGCUCGUCACUGUGGCUUGCGUGUCUUGGGUCUCUCGCUGAUCACCAACAAAGUUGUGACAGAUUAUGACAGUAAUGAGAAAGCAAACCAUGAAGAGGUGCUAGCGACCACCAGCCUCCGGGCGCAAGACCUCCAGAGGCUUGUCAGACAUCUUAUCACGAAGAUCUAGCAACUUCAGGACAAAUCUGCAGGAAACAAUCAUUUCCAGACUUGAAUAAUGGUAUUUAGUUAGUUUAGCAUGAUGCUUGACCGUAUGAUUGACAAAUUAAGGAUGUACCUUGCCUCCUGCCGAAAGUCAACUGGAACAGGCUCAGGCACACCUGUCACCCUUGUGAGAAUAAUCAGUACAGAGACAAUCAAUAAGUUUACAUUUAGAAUUUUUAAGCAUCUUUAAUUAAGGUGCAGUGUGUUGACUGAAUAUGUUCAAGUGAAUAUUUUACAGGUUGCAGUAUUUCGACAAAGAGAAAGUCUUGCUGUUUUCAGUCACUUUUUAACUGGUGACUCCUGUCAGAUUUCCUGAUCGUUCCAGUCUUUAGAUUGUGAAAGGCCUGUAAAAGCCUUCAUCAACAGGCCACAUUAGAUUAUUUUUAUUUUCUUAAAUCAAUGGAUCUUUUUUUUAGUGUAUGCCAUUUUUUUUUUUGUUUCUUUACACCUGUGUUUGAGUCCACCAAUGAGUAUGUGCCGUCCAAGCGUGCUAAUACGCAUACGCCUUGACUGCACUCACAAGAGGCAUAUUUUUUUCUGUUUAAACAUUAUUUUUUUCAAUGAUCAGAGGUCUCGGAAAUUUGCGAUUUAUGCCCUUAAAUAAAAGCAACAUGAAGGAAAUUAAUACACUACAAGGCAAAAUUUUGUUUUCAUUGCAAAUUGCACACAGAUGCAAUUCGGGGCAACUAAAAGAAAGAAAAAAAAAACACUAAUUUGAGUUGGGACCAAAAUAUGAUUUGACCGAUAUAUCCAAUUGUUAAGGAUAGAAAUAAUAAUCAUUUGGUACAUAAUCUACCAGUAAUCCAGAGAUACAUCGUUUGCCGAGCUUUGCAUCGGCUUUCGCAAGGCUAGGAAUUGGUUUUCCGAGGUUUCAUAUUGUUUUCUUUUUUUAAAAACAUUGAAUACUCACAUAAUAGUAUUUGUUUGUUUAUUUGUUUGUUUGUUUAAGGAUAUGGCGGCAUGACUGCAGUCAUGGACCAAAUUCAAAAUUAAAGCCUUACCAAGUAUUGCUUCAUAUUAUGCAUAAUUUAUUGGGGUUUUAUUUUGAAUCCAGCCAGAGUGUUUCCAAGAUGGUUAUAAUGGCAUGCUUGACUUCUUACUGCUGAAACUGCACACUCAAGGGGAAAUAAUAUUCAAGAUAUUCCUUGACAUCACAAAAAUACGUCACCAAAAACAUAUUUAAAUUUUGUUUUCCUUGAAAUUUGGCACAAUCAAGUUAAAUAUUGCCUUUUUACAUGUUGGGUUUGAAGAACAAUAUUGCACUAAUUCAGUGCCAGCUCUAUAUAUGAAUUUAAUUCAUUCCAGGACCUGGUUUGUAAGUCAAAGUGGUCCUAUGUCGAGCAGGAUUUUUCCAUAAGAAUACAUUAUAAUUCGAUUAAUUAAUUCCACAGCCCAAAAACUUAUGAUAAAUCUUUAAUAAAAUACUGCUGGAACAAUUACAAAUAGCAAUUACACAUAGCAAAAUAAAAACAUUAUAAAUACAAAUUGGAAUAAUAAUAAUAAUAAUAACGUAAGGAAUUGGGUUCUAAUGUGGCGGUUAUGUUGUGGAUGCUGUUCUUGAACGUACCAUGUGACUGACGCCAGAGUGAGAGAGGUGUGGCAGAGUUUUUACUCUUUUUGUGUUGUUGUUGGCAUCAGCUACGGCGUACAGUAGCCGUGUUGUU
Molecule: messenger RNA, 2793 nt
Organism: Corythoichthys intestinalis (scribbled pipefish)
Lineage: Eukaryota; Metazoa; Chordata; Actinopteri; Syngnathiformes; Syngnathidae
Gene: pnp6
Product: purine nucleoside phosphorylase 6
Exons: 6
Coding region: 222-1094 (290 amino acids)
Biological process (GO): nucleoside metabolic process
Cellular component (GO): cytoplasm
Molecular function (GO): purine-nucleoside phosphorylase activity
Source: RefSeq, a predicted model, not a curated record